Molecule: messenger RNA, 1962 nt
Organism: Colletotrichum orchidophilum
Lineage: Eukaryota; Fungi; Ascomycota; Sordariomycetes; Glomerellales; Glomerellaceae
Exons: 1
Coding region: 1-1962 (653 amino acids)
Source: RefSeq, a predicted model, not a curated record
AUGGCAUCUAGCUCACCAAGCUUCCUCGACCGAGUCUCGCCGACCCGACAGAAACCUCCCAUUCUGCCACUGUACACGUCCCGUCCGAAGCCUUCAGACGACUACGAUCUCGAUGAUCUGUCCCCCAGGCCCGAUGUAUCUCUGCUGUCAGAGUCGCCGCCGUUGCCAAUAAUGAUGUCGACAGCGCGCUCUCCUUCUCCCCUGGACCCAUGGGACGAUGACCCUUUUGGUCCGGCGGACACCUUCUCCAAGUUGAAGCCCAAGACUAUGUUUGCUGGCCCCCCACCACCCAUAACCGCCUCAGUAGUAUUACAGCCCUCCGCGGCGUCGGGGAGGCGGGGCCCUCGGAGACCAGUACGCCAGAACGAGGCAAAGGGGAUGUCUUCCAGCCGGCUAUCAUUUGGAAGCAUAAUGUUCGACCACAGCUCGCGCGACUCAAGCAAGUCCCGCGUUGACUCUGUCUGGCGGAAUCUACGACACCGAGAACGAGCUCUCCAUAGAGAGGUGCAGCGAUUGCUCGACAUACAAGCCACAAGACUAGGAUCUGGCGCUGAAACUCUCGACGCUAGCACUGGAGGGGCUGAGACGUGGAGCGAUUCUGGGAGUAGCACGCCGACGGGGACAUUCUAUUCUACAGCGACGUCCAAGUCUCGCAUGGUGGCAUCGUUAGACCCUCCGAUACGCGCGACUCCUCGCGGCGAUAUAAUACCUGUUCGACAACCCAAGGUACACGGUCAACAGGGCCUUCGCGCGGCACGGAGCGGACUGCGACAGGCCUUGGCAGCCCUCACCGGUCUCAAGACGGAAGAAAAUGCAUACAUCGAAUCGGCCCUCUCGCAACGAAAGAAAGCCCUCUCGUAUCUGGAUAAAUUGGACAAGCGCAGGGCUAGCAUUUCUGCCGAAUUGCAAAGUUUGGCUGACGAUGAGGAGGAGCCUCUGGCAAAGGAGCUCCGAACCUUGGGAGAACAGCAUGAUACUUUAGGGCAAGAAAUCCGCGAGCUAGAGGAGAAGCUCGUCGGGAUGAGAAAUCGCCACCGAUGGCUCGAGCGAAAGAUGGAAGAUGUCCACAACCGUCGUGAGGCUGGCUUGAGUGGCUACAGGGGUGCUUUGAAAGAAGUCGAAGGGGAGGUCACCUCCCUUCUACGCCGGCCUCCCAUCGAACCCUUGGAUCUUGAUGUUAUCGAAGCCGUAUCGCGGAAUGAAACUGGAAGUGGCAACGAUGUCCAAGACUUACCCAGCGGGGCUGAGUUCUUCCGCAUGAUACCCACGCGACGCACACUCAGCAUGGCCAAGGACUGGUGGGAAAGCGAAAUGGACUUCCUCCACAAGCGAAAGGCGCAGGUGGACAAGGACCGCGAUGCGCUUGACCAAGGCACGGAGUUGUGGCAGGAAACGGUCAAACUCGUCACGACUUUCGAGGCGGAUUUGCGCCAGUCCCUAAGCGGCGGUGCUUCUUUGGCCAAGGGCAAACAGACCCCGCGAGCACAACAAGAGGGCGUCGAGGCUCUCUUGCCGCGGAUGGCCCAGGUCAUCUUGGAGCUUGAAGCAAACAUGAGAUUGGCUGAACAAAACAGCUGGAACCUUCUAAUAUGUGCCGUCGGCGCUGAACUCGAGGCGUUCCGAGAUGCCGCAAGUCUCCUUCGAGGAAGUUUACCAAAGCAUCAGGUAGCGGCGGCAAAAGUUGACGAUAUCGAAGAACCCUGGCACAAUGGCGAUGACCAAGAAGAGCAGAUGCUGCAAAAGAAUGUAGCCACAGCUACGACUCAAGGUCAUCAAGGGGAGAGCGACAAUGAGGUCCCGCCGGACUUGCUGGUGUCACAUCUGGAAGAGCAUCUGGAAGAGCAUGAUGAUGACCAUUCCAACGUCGGGUCUAUACGGACGUCGUCUUCGAGGCGUGAUAGUGACAAUGAGGUCCCCCCAGAGUUCCUCGCGGAGCACAGUAACGAUGAGGGUAUAGACUGA